Molecule: messenger RNA, 3611 nt
Organism: Orcinus orca (killer whale)
Lineage: Eukaryota; Metazoa; Chordata; Mammalia; Artiodactyla; Delphinidae
Gene: ADPRH
Product: ADP-ribosylarginine hydrolase
Exons: 4
Coding region: 772-1893 (373 amino acids)
Biological process (GO): protein de-ADP-ribosylation
Molecular function (GO): magnesium ion binding; ADP-ribosylarginine-[protein] hydrolase activity
Source: RefSeq, a predicted model, not a curated record
AUGGGAGAGGCCACAGCAGUGAGAGGCCCGAGUACAGCAAAAAAUAAAUAAAUAAAAUAAAAUGUAAGUAAUGUUUUACAAAUAGCCUUUGGGAACCAGUUAACUCAGCGUGAUCAGUAACUCAGUAAUGGUCUGCUCAGUCUGUCAUCAUUUUUCUCAGGUGCUUGCCAGUCUGUAUUUCCUGGCCCACAGCAGUGCAGCUGGAGGAGGACUCUUGGAAGCCCAAUGACUUGAACUUAACCCUGAGUAAAUAGAUUUUAGGGAAGAGGAGGAGAGGAAGGCAUCUUGGAUGGGGAAAGAACUUGAGCUGAGGGAGGAUGAGCUGGCCCACCAGCGUUUGCAAGUGUUCUCCUGGUCAGGGCAAGUAGAGUGGCUGAUAGAGUGGGAGCAGACAGUGGAGGGCUUUGGAGGUGAACACUACAGGCUAUAGGGCACAAUGGGGAACUGGAAACGCACCGACAGGGAAACCAGCACUUUACUGGGGAUUAGAUUCAUGGAGAGAGUGUUCGCUGAGACCCCAGGACUCUAGAACUCAAUCAUUUAGAAGGAAAACAAAAUUUAAAUAUUGCUGUUGAAAGGAAGGUUGUGGGAGAAAGUACAGUCUUCUAGUUCAAUUAAUAGAAAAAUCAUUUUCCCUGGUUGUGUAUGAAUAAUAAAAAUACUGCUUACUAUGUGCAAAGCACUGUUCUAGGUGCUUUGUAAAAAUUAAUUCACUUAUUCCUCAUAACAAACCCACGAGGUUGUUGCUGUUUUUGCCACCACUUUACAGGUAUGGAGGGUGAAGCACAAAGAGGUUGCUCAAGAGACAGCCUCACCAUGAGCGUGGAAUUGAUCAAGAAGUAUGUGGCAGCCAUGGUGCUGAGUGCAGCUGGAGAUGCCUUGGGGUACUUCAACGGGAAGUGGGAGUUCCUCCGGAAUGGGGAAAAGAUUCACAGGCAGCUGGCCCAGCUUGGCGGUUUGGAUGCCAUAGAUGUGGAGAGGUGGAGAGUCAGUGAUGACACGGUGAUGCAUCUGGCCACGGCAGACGCUCUCCUGGAAGCUGGCAAAGUCUCGGACUUGGCUCACCUGUAUUCCAUCCUUGCUAAGCAUUACCAAAACUGCAUGGGAGACAUGAAUGGCCGGGCACCAGGGGGCGCCUCAAUGCAGAACGCCAUGCUGCUGGAGCCAGACAAAGCUGAUGGCUGGAGGAUUCCCUUUAACAGCCAUGAGGGUGGCUGCGGGGCUGCCGUGCGGGCCAUGUGCAUCGGUCUCCGGUUCCCUCACCACAGCCAGCUGGACACCCUGAUCCAGGUGAGCGUUGAGAGUGGCCGGAUGACCCACCACCAUCCCACAGGCUUCCUGGGAGCCCUCGUGUCUGCUCUUUUUACAGCCUAUGCUGUGAACGGCAAGCCUCCCCAGCAGUGGGGAAAAGGACUGAUGGAGGUGCUACCGGAAGCUAAAAAGUACAUUGUCCAAUCAGGCUACUUCGUGGAGCAGAAUCUUCAACACUGGUCUUACUUCCAAGACCAAUGGAAAAAGUACCUAAAACUCAGAGGGAUUUGGGAUGGCAGAUCAGCCCCUACCUUCCCCAAGCCUUUUGAUGUGAAGGAGAGGGAUCAGUUCUACACCUCCGUGAGCUACUCUGGCUGGGGCGGCAGCAGUGGACAUGAUGCCCCCAUGAUUGCCUACGAUGCCAUCCUGGCUGCAGGAGACUCCUGGGAGGAGCUUGCCCACCGAGCCUUUUUCCACGGUGGAGACAGUGAUUCUACAGCUGCCAUUGCUGGCUGUUGGUGGGGAGCGAUGUAUGGUCUUAAAGGAGUGAGUCCCUUCAACUAUGAGAAGCUAGAAUACAGAAACCGGCUGGAAGAGAUAGCUAGGGCUUUGUAUUCUCUUAGGUCAAAGGAAGAUACGUAACUCCCCUUUAGGGAGAAGUGACAUUCAUUUCUGGUGGUUUCUCCUCUUGUGUAGUCCCUUUUCUGCUCAGUUUCACUUUUUUCAAAGUCAAGAGUCUUAACCUUGUACUCAGGGAAUUUUGAGAUAACAGUCCCUUGGGUACCUGAAGGUCAGUCUUUCCAAACUUAUUCUGUCCUCGCCCCCCACCCCAAAUCUACCCCUCUUCCUAUCCUGAAGAGUCUUUAUCUCAGUUGAUGGCAUCAGCGUCUCCCAAAUUAGAAAUCUCAUAGCCUCAUAUUGAGUCUUCAUUUUUACCAUCUGAUCUUUCGCUAAGUUUUUUUCUGUUUGUUUUAGGGUGGGUUCCCCAAAGUGGACUCUGAGACAAGGAUUUGAGUGCAAGUAGUUUAUUUGGGGGGUGAUUCCAGGAAGCACUGUUAGGAGAAUGGGGAAGUGAGACUGGGAAGGUGGGGGAGCCAGGACAAGGUGCGUUAAUGAGCAUGUUACCAAUGUGGGCAGUUGGGAAUCGGUCCGUCUGGGUCCUCUGCGUAAGGCACUCAGAGUUGUCCCACCGACUUCUAUCUGAUGUUGGUGGAGGACCACUCCCAGGCGUGCUAACUCCCUGGUGCUUCCUGGCCUGCCUCUUGCGCUAGCCAAACACGAGUGUCCUCAGGUAAAGUCUCAGAGAUGUUUGCAGUGGCAAGCUGUAUGGCGCAUGGGAACAGUGAGGGGUAUAUGUGGGGUCCCAAUAGCAUCUGCUGGUUGGUUCUACCUCCUAAAUAUCCUUCAAAUCUGUUAUUCUUUUACCUUUUUGCACCAAGUAUGUUUCAGCUGGAUUUCUGCAAUCCAAGCUACUCAAGUCUGAGGAGAGGCUGCUCCUAGCUGCGCCCUCUCAUUUCCUGGGCAUGGCAGUUGAUAUGGUGCCAGUUUGUUGUUGCCUAUUUGCUUGCCUUUAUUCUCCUCUAGACAGAACCUAGCCUGGUGCCUGGGCACACAGGAGAUACUUAAUCAGUGUAUAUUAAAUGAAUGUUGUUUAUUAGCUUCCUAUCUGGUGCCUCAAAUUGCAGUACUGCCUUCCUCAUCGCCCUCCAGAGUGAUCUUUACAAAGAGCAAAUUGAUCAUGCUGCACUUCUAAUCAUGUACAAUGAAUACUCACCCCCUUUCUUCAUUCCUCGGUGCUCUUCCCUCUCCUCUUCCCCUUUCGAGCCCCAGCUCAGGUAGCAUCUCCUGGAUGAAACCUGCUCUGACCGUUCAGGCUCCUCACUACACCCACAGCCUUCUGUCUCUAGCCCUCUCACCACACUGAUCCUGUUGUGUGGUGACUGUGUGUCUUCUGGGGACGAUCUCAGGCUACUUGUGAGGGCUUGUGUCUUAUUCUUUUUGUGGCCUCCCCGUCUGGCCCAUUAGAGAGAUUCAGUAUUUACUUUGGAAGUUCAUCAAUUUGUGUUGAUGUGAACGCUUUCAACACACAGUGUCUCAUCUGUUUCGGAUGCCCUCUGCUUCAUGAUUGUCAGGAGUGACCUGUGCCGGCCUGAGAGAAAUAGAGGUGUGAUGCUUUAACCAGGCCUGUGUGCUGACUUAAAUGAGAAAAAGCUCUCAACUCUGUAUUUGAAGCAGGACUCCAGCAAAGGCAUGAGGUUUAUUAUUCUUUUAUACGUAAAGAGAGAAGAAAAUUCCAAAGCUCUUUUUCUGGUUCAAAAAACUCUGAUGUGAGCCGGGACGAAGUGAGAGAAUGGCGUGGA